AUGAAUUACUACUCCUCCUCCUCCUCUGCGGCUGCAACGGCGCUCGUUCGGCGUGCUUGUGCUUGUGCCUGCCGGGCGACAGGGCCGUCAGCUCUCACACUCUCGCCGCAAUUGAUUGCUCGUCGAUGGGCGGCGACUCGCAGUCUGUCGCGAUCCCGCAGGACCUCCGUGCGGCAGCAGCAACAACAGCACCGAGCAUUCUCCUCGACAUGUCUCCUACACCAAGCGCAGCCUGUCAGUGACCUUCCGCCAACGUCCUCAGAAGGGCUUGACGCCUCGAUCCUGCACAAAGCCAGCGCCGGCGGAGCGAAUGUUGCCCCGAGCGUACUCUCACGAGCACCGACGGAUCCCAACGUAAAAAAAUCCUCAUCUGCCUCCAUACCACAGAACCCACCAUAUACGCCCCCGGCUCCCUCAUCCCCCAAAGCGAAAACCACGGCCCCCUCGUCCUGGGACCCCUCGCUGAUCUACCCUUCGGCCACGCACGAGAUCCCGGAUGCGGACGCAGAGUUCCUCUCGACGUCGCCGACGCUGGUGGGGACGGUGACGCGGACGGGGACGAUGCAGAAGACGGUGCGGGUGACGCGGCACAUCCAGGUGUGGCACGCGCAGUUCCAGAAGCACUACACGCGGGCGACGCACAGCUUGGUGCACGACGCGCACAACCUGCUGCGCGAAGGCGACGUGGUGCGGUUCGGCGCAUUCCCACCGUCGCUGCGCCAGGCGCGCGACGCCCGCGGCCAGCUCGUGGUCAAGCGCCACCGGCCCCGUGACCGCAACGGCGUCGUCAAGGAGAAGGGCGUGCGCUACGUCGUCCGCGACGUGCUUACUCCCUUCGGUGUGCCCGUCGAGCAGCGUCGGGAGAGGAGCGUGGGCAGUGAAGCGGGCAGAUGGCGCGGGACGGAGGGCGAGGUGAAGAAACUGGCCCUGAGGCAGAAGGGGAGGAGGGACGGUGGCAAAGGUAGUAGUAGCGGCAGCGCCAGCAAGAAACACCGGGCGAAUGCGAAUCAGAGUGCUGCCGUGGACCAGGAGAGGUAG
Molecule: messenger RNA, 1038 nt
Organism: Fonsecaea erecta
Lineage: Eukaryota; Fungi; Ascomycota; Eurotiomycetes; Chaetothyriales; Herpotrichiellaceae
Exons: 1
Coding region: 1-1038 (345 amino acids)
Biological process (GO): translation
Cellular component (GO): ribosome
Molecular function (GO): structural constituent of ribosome
Source: RefSeq, a predicted model, not a curated record